This is a messenger RNA of Papaver somniferum (opium poppy), 1930 nucleotides long. Its product is annotated as BSD domain-containing protein 1-like. NCBI's taxonomy places the organism in Eukaryota, Viridiplantae, Streptophyta, Magnoliopsida, Ranunculales, Papaveraceae. The transcript has a single exon. The record is from RefSeq and is a predicted model, not a curated record. Gene Ontology annotation, cellular component: cytoplasm. The coding region runs from base 272 to 1666 and encodes 464 amino acids.
CCAGAAUAGAAGAAGAGAAAAAAAGAAAAAAAACGCGAAUAAAGGAUUCUCAUCCAGAGAUACAAUCUCAUCCGUCGGGUAACGUGAUAGCACGAUAAGAAUAAUUGUUGUGUACUUACUCGAUCGGUGUCUCUUCUCUUUAGUAGAAGAAGAGAGAACCAGGGAGAAAGUAAACCCUCAGAAAAAACAAAUCCUAGAUUUCAGACAUUACUAUUAUAUAAUUAGGGAUUUUUCUCAAUUCCAAUCAACUUAAAAUUUUGAUAUCAUCGUCAUGAAUUUCUUCAAAUCACUAUUAUUAGAUGAAGUAGAAGAAUCAUCAUCAUCUGAUUUAGAAUCAGAUCAGAAUCCAAAUUCUGAAUCCCCCAAAUCUAACCCAGACCAAGAAUCACAAAAAAGGAUCGAUCUUGAUGAUCAUUAUCAAGAAGAAGAAGAAGAAACUGAAACUGAUGAGAACCCUGGUAUGGGUUGGAAUUUCGGUGGAUUAAUCAAAAACAUUGCAACAAAAUCAGAAUCAGUACUGCAAACGUACAAAAAAGAUUUAUCAGAUUUUAGUUCUGGUUUGAAGAUUGAAACUUCAAUGCUACGUGAAGUUGCUAGCAGAGUUGUGAAAGAACUUCCAACAACAUUUGAAUCGGGCACAUCUGUUGCUACUGAGUCGCUUGAAUCGGUUGGACAAGCUAUUGAUGAUUUUGGGAGUUCUGUUUGGAGAGGAACAGCUGAGAUUAUCUCUCAAGGUAAAGAAACCCUUCUAUCAAAUUCUGAUUUUGAUGAAAAUUCUUCUGAUAAUUUACAAUUUAGUUCUAAUUCAAUGAAUGCUUCGAUGAAUUCCAAGAAGUAUAAUAGAUUUGAAGCUCAAUUAUAUGCAAUACAAACUGAUUUGAAAACAUAUUGUGAAAACCCUGAGGAUGUGGAUGAUUUUGAGGGUUGGAAAACGGGGUUUGUAUUGGGGGAAAAGAGUGAAGAGAUUGAGAGUUUGUUGAAUGAGAAUGAAGUAAUGGAAAGGAUUUAUACUAGAAUUGUACCUGGUGAAGUUGAUGAUGGGACAUUUUGGUAUAGAUAUUUUUAUCGCGUUUAUAAGCUUAAACAAAUUGAAGAUGCUAGAGCUAAUCUUGUUAAGAGAGCUAUAGAAGGUGAUGAAGAAGAGGAUUUGAGUUGGGAUGUGGAUGAUGAUGAUGAGGAGGUGGAUGAAGGGAUUAAGUUGCCGGUUGUGAAUGAGGAAUUGACAGAAAAUGUUAUUGAUGGAUCACGUGCUGGGAAUGAUGUUGAGUCUUCUGCAGAGGUUGCAGAGAACAAGAGUUUGGUUGUGGAAUCGACGAGUGACAAUGUGUCAGAUGAGAAAAGGGUUGUUAUUGAAGGAAGUUCCGAAUUGAAUAAUGAUGAUUUGGUUGAGAAAGUUAAUGAAAAGUUGGUCAUUCAAGGGAAGUCCGACACUGGUGGUGAAUCUGGAAAGGAUAGUGAUUUUUCAGUUGUUUCAAGUCAACCUUCAUUACCUGAUGAAGAAGAAGAUCUCAGUUGGGAUGAAAUUGAAGAUGUGGGAGACGGUGGUGAGAAGAAAGUGAGUGCUGAUGGGAGAGCUAGUUUGGCUAAGCGGUUAACUGUUGCUGAUGACGAUGAAGAUCUGAGUUGGGAUAUUGAGGAUGAUGAUGACGAGACAGUGAAAUCUUGAUCUCUGGAAUACAAAACAUCUAAUACAUAGAAAUCAUUGUGGGUUAACUUAUUUCUCUUUUUUUAAUGCAUUUAUCUUGAAAGAAAAAUUGUUUAGUUGCGAAAACUGGCAACCAUUGUGUUUCUUUAGGUGGUAUAUAGUGUGAAUAGUCAUCUUUGUAUAUGUGAAUAAUUGAAUUUGAAUCUACUCACAAAUGAAUAUGAUUCAGUUCGAUGCCAGUGUUUUGCUUUUUAUUUCUGAUAUUGAUCCAGUUUGCUUGUGGUA